Molecule: messenger RNA, 723 nt
Organism: Arvicanthis niloticus (Nile rat)
Lineage: Eukaryota; Metazoa; Chordata; Mammalia; Rodentia; Muridae
Source: RefSeq, a predicted model, not a curated record
AUGCUCAGAACUGCGCGAGCAGGGAGUGCGGAGGGUACCUGGCCGGAGCGACAGAGACAGUGGUUGGGGGCCCGGGGCGCAAAGGCUGAGGCGACCCUUAGCCCCCUCCUGCCCGCACACACCCCCACCGCAGCCCGGCCAGCGUCGACGCCUAAGGGGGGACCAUUACAUAACCCCGCGCCCCGCGGCGCCUUUGCCCGCCGUCCAGGGCGGCCCCCGAGCCGAGCCCCCGGGUGGGGGGCGGGAGCUCCCGACACCUGGCUGCCGGGGGUGAGGGCCAGAGAGGCGGCCGUACUUAUUUCUCCUCCACGGGCUUGCGAGUGGAGGCGGAGAGCGCGGCGCGCGGAGAGGCCGCGUCGGUGGGCUUGGCGUCAGCGCGGGCUUGCGGGCGGGCGGCCCUGCUCGGCCCGGCCCCCCUGGCCCUCCGGGCCGGCGAGCUCCACGCUCGGCGUCGUCGCCGCGCCUCCGCUGUCCGCUGCGCGAUGUGAGCUGGCUCCGGUGCCAGUCUGGCUCUCGGCUCGGGUGAGCUCAGUGCGGCCAUUAGGGGCCGGUGCGGCAGCGGCGGCGCGGAGCGCAGCGGCAGGAGGAGGAGGAGGAGGGCUCGCAGGGUGGGGGCGCAGGCCCGGGAGGGGGCACCGGGAGGAGGUGAGUGUGUCUGGUCGCCUCCUCCUCUCCCCCUUUUUCGCCCCCGCCUCCUUGUGGCGAUGAGAAGGAGGAGGACAG